AUGAGCCCGUCGCACCUCGACACCGGCGGCGGUGGCAGCCGGCCAACAAAGAAAGACGCCAGACGAAGCCCCAUUGGCAGCAACAGCUCAGACGAGGAAGAGACCUGGCACUCGACACCAGCAAGUCCCGCGAUGAAGCCGACAGCAAACGACGCGGAUACGACAGCUCUCUCAACAGAAACAGACAAAUCAUCCUCGCAAACAAAACCUUUGACAGAAUUAUCACCCGCCACCGCUUUUCCCGAGGUGGGAGGGGUUGUUGGGAGUCGACAAGGAUUCGACCUAGACGAGCAGGGGUCGGUUCGACCAGGGUCAGGACAUGGGCAAAUGCAUAUGCAAAGCGGUGACAACUUUUCCGAUAUUGCACUCGAUGACCAGCGGUCCUCCAUCCCAUCCUCCGUCGCUGCCUCGGACGCCGAAGAGGCUGCGCGCGUCUUUGCGACACCGCCACAGUCUUCCACGCCCAAAUUGCCGCCGUUCCCUGCCCGGCCACCCGUGGCGCGCGUGUCCGCGGCAAGCAAUCUAGCUGGCGACGGUGAUGGCGACGAUGCGGUCUUUGACGAACGGCCCUCGUCGUCCUCUGCUGCCGGCAAAGGCCCAGCACCACCACUGCCUCCGCGCUACUCGUCGCAAUCGUUUGGAGGCGCACCCAUCUUCCCGCCGCCGCCAAAGCGCCGUUCACAGCGCGUGAGCGGCCGUCCCAUGUCGAUGGCUUCCGUUAUGAGCGGCACAGCCUCGCCGUCCUCGUCAACCACCUCGCCGCGCUCCUCGUCCUUCUACCCGCCCAAUUACCUCAACCGCCCUCUGCCCCAAACACCUACGUCGGUCGUCAGCGGUGGCAGCCGCCCGUCGUCUUACUCCUUCUUUUCGCCCACCACCUUCAUGCCGUCGGCCACGUUGGCCACCUUCUCGAGCAACACCUCCCAGACACGCCCGCUCUCCAUGGCCAUGGAUGUCCCCCGCCCCCUGCGCCUGCAGCCGAGCCUGCCCAUCCGCAAGGGCACCUCCACGCCCGGCAGCAGCAGCAACGGCCACGCUGGAGGAGCGGGCGACGACGCGGGCGACGACGCCGGGUACGACAUGGCCUGGCUGCGCGCCCAUCAGGCCGCCGCCCGCAUGGCGCGUCGGCGUCAGCGCGAACAGCACUUGGGCCCCGAGGCAUUCGAGCGGCACCGGCAGCGUCUCGAGAGCCACGAAGGCACCUUUGAGGUGGUGGCGUGCUUCUUGCAGCGCCUGGCGCACGCCGAGAACGAUGCGCUGGAGCCCGCCAACUUCCCACACUCGCUGGCCGAACAAAAGCGUCAGCAGGAGGCUAUGGAGCUCAUGCGGCAGGAGACGGUCGAGGCGCUGACCCCCCUGCUGGCAUACGGACCGACAGAACCGCCACCGCCGGCUCGACACGUCUCUUCGGCCAAGACGCCACACAUGUCGGCCGCCGCCACUGCGUCGUCCAAGAAAUCGGGCCCUGUCCCCGGCCACGUCGUCGGCCUACCACCGACGCCGCCCCUCUCGCCGCGUCGCCACGAUCCCCGCCGCGAGUCCGGCAUGAGCAGCAUCACAGAGACGAGCCUCAGCGGCGGGCACAGCGACGACAGCAGCAGCAUCCACGGCAGCGCGCGGCCCGCCUCCGAUACCUGGCGGCAGUCCAUGAAGCGGGCGUCGGCGUUGUUUGGCGGUUGGGGUGGCGGCGGAGGAAGCAGCAGCACGGCGCCGGCUUCGACGACGCGGUUCUCUGGCGACUAG
This is a messenger RNA of Sporothrix brasiliensis 5110, 1743 nucleotides long. RefSeq lists its product as uncharacterized. The coding region runs from base 1 to 1743 and encodes 580 amino acids. Lineage: Eukaryota; Fungi; Ascomycota; Sordariomycetes; Ophiostomatales; Ophiostomataceae. The transcript has a single exon. The record is from RefSeq and is a predicted model, not a curated record.